AUGACUUCUCCAUUUGUUUUAGUGAAGAUUCUAAAACUUUAUCAAAAGGAAUAUUAUGAUGAAUAUGUUUUACCUUUAUUACGUAAGCCAAAAAUAACAUUUGAUAUAAAACUUGAUGACUCGUUUUUGAUAAAAGAUAUUAGACGCAAAGCUGAAAAUCAUCAGUAUAAAAACAGUUCUGAAGUAAUUGAGGAUUUAUCACGUGUAAUCCGUUUUGUAGAUUAUGGAAACAAAUACUUCAUUCAAAAGGACUAUAAUAUUCAUGAUAAAAUGAAUCAAAUAUCAUUCGUUCUUCAAUCAAACAUGAAAGAGUCACUCAAAAUGAUUAAAUUAUUUAAAGAAGAAGGUAAAACAAUAACAGCAUGGGAUGUACUACUAAAUCAAUUAUCCUCAUUAACCGUUAAGGGUGUUUGCUUUAAAUCUGAUUCUCCAGAUGUUUUCUCAACAUUUCAAGGUUAUAAAUACAACGUUCUCGAAAAGCCUGAUUACUCAAAAAUUGAGAUGUUUAUGAAUUUCAUUAAAGAAGCCAUUUGUGAUAAUAACGAUGAAGUGUAUAAAUACCUUCUCGGCUGGAUUGCAUCAAUGAUUCAACAUCCUGGAAUCAAGAAUGAAACAGCAAUUAUUUUGAAAGGACUUCAGGGAACAGGUAAAAACAGAUUUACAGACAUUAUUUCUGAACUCCUCGCUGGUUAUUCAUGUAAAAACAUUACCGAAAUAAGUGAGCUAACGGGUAAUUUUAAUUCGGUGGUUGAGAAUAAAAUGUUUCUUGUACUUAAUGAACUCAAGAAUGUGGGUGAAGACAGACUUGCAAACUUCAACGCUUUGAAAUCAAUUAUAACGGAUAAUGAGAUUAGAAUUAAUGAAAAGAAUCAACCCAGAAGAACUGCUCAGAAUGUUGCAAACUUCAUUUUCGUAACUAAUAACGUCUACCCUGUCAAAAUUGAAGUUGGAGACAGAAGAUACGUAGUUUUAAGAGUUAAUGGUAAAUUUAAGGGUCAAUUUGAUUACUUCAAGAAUUUAAUGGAUUCAUGCACAAAGGAAUUUUAUGAUAAUUUACUAACAUAUUUUAUCAAUUACGACCUUUCAUCAUUUAAUGUACGAAUCAUACCGAUGACUGAAGCCAAACAAGAUUUAAUUGAAUUAUCAACAAAUCCUUUAGAUGUAUGGAUAAAUACACAUUAUGAUGAAUUGUGUGCGGGUAUGACGUGUAAAAAUGCUCUAUUCUGCAAACCAUCAGACAUGAAAGACAAAAACUUUCAAAUGAGUAUUAAGGAUAAAUGUGAUAGGAAACAUAGAAGAAUAGACGAUAAACAAACAUGGUGUUAUGUUUUGAAAGAAGAAAUGAAAGGAUUAUAUAAACAGGUUGAAACAAAUGAUAAUGAUGAUUCAUUUACUGACGAUGAAAUACCUGUAAAUGAUGCUUUAUAA
Molecule: messenger RNA, 1428 nt
Organism: Trichomonas vaginalis G3
Lineage: Eukaryota; Parabasalia; Trichomonadida; Trichomonadidae
Exons: 1
Coding region: 1-1428 (475 amino acids)
Source: RefSeq, a predicted model, not a curated record